GCUUGGCGCCCGCCAGGCCCCGGCCCGUGUAACGGACUCGCGCUCCCCCCACCGGAAGUGGGCGGUCGCGCUACGGGAGGAGCCGGCGGUAGCGUGGCGGCUGCGGGCUGAGGGCGCGGGGCUGAGGGCGCGGGGCUCGUGCUUCCCUGGACGCACCAUGGCAAAGGCCGCCGGCGUAGUGCGGCUGCUCCUGGGCUUCACGGCGCUCUGGCUCUCGCUGCUCGGAGCCCGGACGGCCUCCGCGUCCAAGGCGGUGACGGCCCACUUGGCCGCCAAGUGGCCCGAGACCCCGCUGCUGCUGGAGGCCAGUGAAUUUAUAGCAGAAGAAAGUAAUGAAAAAUUUUGGCAGUUUUUGGAAACUGUACAAGAAUUAGCAAUUUAUAAGCAAACAGAAUCAGAUUAUUCUUACAACAACUUAAUCCUGAAGAAAGCGGGACAAUUUUUGGACAAUUUACAUAUCAAUCUCUUAAAGUUUGCUUUCUCUAUAAGGGCAUACUCUCCAACUAUACAGAUGUUUCAACAAAUUGCAGCUGAUGAGCCCCCACCAGAUGGCUGCGCUGCAUUUGUGGUUAUCCAUAAGAAACACACCUGUAAAAUUAAUGAGAUUAAAAAGCUGCUGAAGAAGGCUACUUCAAGGCCCAGACCCUAUCUGUUUAAAGGAGAUCACAAAUUUCCUACAGACAAAGAGAAUUUACCAGUGAUUAUUCUCUAUGCAGAAGUGGGUACAAGAGCAUUUCGUAAAUUUCACACAGUGUUGUCUGAAAAAGCUCAAAAUGGGGAAAUUCUUUAUGUUCUUCGGCAUUACAUUCAGAAACCAUCCUCACAGAAAAUGUAUUUAUCUGGCUAUGGUGUGGAGCUAGCAAUUAAGAGUACAGAAUACAAAGCAUUGGAUGAUACUCAAGUCAAAACUGUGACUAAUACUACUGCAGAAGAUGUUACUGAAACAAAUGAAGUUCAAGGAUUUCUCUUUGGGAAAUUAAAAGAAAGAUAUUCAGAUCUUAGAGAUAAUCUGACAACAUUCCAAAAAUACCUGAUUGAGAGUAAUAAAGAAAUGAUGCCUUUGAAAGUCUGGGAACUACAAGAUCUUAGUUUUCAAGCAGCGUCUCAAAUAAUGUCCACUCCAGUUUAUGAUGCCAUAAAAUUAAUGAAAGACAUUUCGCAGAACUUCCCCAUAAAAGCCAGAUCUCUGACCAGAAUUGCUGUAAAUCAGCUUAUGAGGGAGGAAAUACAGGAAAAUCAAAAGCAUCUUCAAGAUAAAUUUGAUAUUCAGCCAGGCGAUGCUGGUCUGUAUAUAAAUGGACUUCGUGUUGAUAUGGAUUCCUAUGAUCCUUUUAGUCUUUUGGAUAUGCUGAAACUGGAAGGAAAAAUGAUGAAUGGCCUUCGCAGUCUUGGGAUCAAAGGAGAGGAUAUGAGCAAGUUUUUAAAAUUAAGUGCACGUAGUUGGGAUGAUACCUAUGCAUUGGAUAUUAGACAUUCUUCUAUCAUGUGGGUUAAUAACUUAGAAACUGAUGAGAUGUAUUUAACGUGGCCUUCAAGUUACCAGGAACUUUUGAAACCAAUAUUCCCUGGAAGUAUACCUUUCAUAAGGCGUAAUUUUCAUAAUUUGGUGCUGUUUAUUGAUCCUGCUCAAGAAUAUACCGUGGAUUUUAUAAAAGUUGCUGAACUUUUCUAUCAUCAUAAAAUUCCUCUUAGAAUUGGUUUUGUGUUCAUUGUUAAUACAGAUGAUGAGGUUGAUGGAAGAAAUGAUGCUGGAGUUGCCCUUUGGCGAGCUUUCAAUUAUAUUGCAGAAGAGAAUGGUGUAUCACAAGCCUUUAUGUCCAUAGUACAUAUGUACCAAAAAGUGGAGAAUCACAAAAUACUCACUGUGAACAAUGUGAAGAGUGUUCUCCAAAAUAAGUUUCCUCUUGCUAAUAUUUGGGAUAUUUUAGGAAUUGAUUCUAAAUAUGAUGGUGAAAGAAAGGCAGGAACAAACUUUUAUAAGAUGACUGGCUUGGGUCCUUUGCCUCAAGCUCUUUAUAAUGGUGAAUCCUUUCAUCGUGAAGAGCUGAAUUUUAAGGAAUUAGAAAUGGCUCUUCUUCACAGAAUGAUGGAUACAACUGCGUAUUUACAAAAGGAAGUUUUUAUGGGUGCAUUAAAUGAUCGAAUAAAUGCAGUUGACUUCCUAAUGGGUAAAAAUAAUGUUGUGCCCCGUAUAAAUCCUUUGAUUUUGCACAAUAAAUGGCAGUACCUUAAUUUGAUAUCUACAUCAGUAACUGCUGAUGUUGAAGAUUUCUCUACUUUCUUCUUCUUGGAUACACAAGAUAAGAGUGCUGUAAUUGCAGAGAACAUGUACUAUGUAACUGAAGGAGAUGAUUAUGUAAUUUCUUCAGUUACUUUCUGGAUUGUUGCUGAUUUUGAUAAGCCAUCUGGGAGAAAACUGCUUUUUAAUGCAUUAAAUCACAUGAAAAGAAGUGGUCAUAGUCGGUUGGGGGUUAUUUAUAAUCCUACAUCAAAAAUAGAUGAAGAAAACACAACUAUUUCUAGAGGAAUUCUGGCAGCUUUUCUUACACUGAAAAACAGCUUUUUGAGAAACUUUCUCAGGAAACUGGCGGAAGAAAAAACUGCUGCAGCUAUUUACUCUGGAAAUAAAAUUAAAACAUUGCUUACUGAGGGGAUGGAUAAAAAUGCCUUUGAGAAAAAAUAUAAUACCAUUGGAGUGAAUAUUUUUCGAACUCACCAGUUGUUCUGCCGAGAUGUACUUAAAUUGAGUCCCGGAGAAAAUGGUGUUGUCAGCAAUGGGAGGUUCUUAGGGCCUGUAGGUGAAGACUUCUAUGCAGAAGAUUUUUACUUGUUGGAAAAGAUAACAUUUACUAAGUUAGUAGAGAACAUUGAAGACAUUGUUGAAAAUAUAGAAAUGAACUCAAAGAACUUGAGUGACCUUGUUAUGAAAAUUGAUGCUCUUGUUUCCUCUUUGCCUAAACGUGCCUCUCGGUAUGACAUCACAUUUCUUAAGGAGAGUCGCAGCAUUAUAAAGAUAAAUUCUGUAGAGAAUGAUAUGUCCUUUGAUGUCGUUGCUAUUGUUGAUCCAUUGACAAGAGAAGCACAGAAGAUGGCACAGUUAUUAAUUGUCCUUGGCAAGAUUAUCAACAUGAAGUUAAAGUUGUUCAUGAACUGCAGGAGUAAACUUUCAGAAGCCCCUUUAACGAGUUUUUACCGUUUUGUUCUGGAACCAGAACUGAUGUUAACAGCUAAUGAUAUUACUGGACCAGUGGCAAAAUUCUUGGAUAUCCCUGAAUCACCUCUUCUAACCCUCAAUAUGAUCACUCCUGAAAGCUGGUUGGUUGAAAUAGUACAUAGCAACUGUGACCUUGACAAUAUUCAUUUAAAAGAUAUUGAGAAAGCUGUCACAGCAGAAUACGAACUAGAAUAUCUACUACUAGAAGGACACUGCUUUGACUUAACAACAGACCAACCUCCUCGGGGUCUGCAGUUUACGCUGGGCACAAAAAAUAAACCUGUUGUGGUAGAUACGAUAGUGAUGGCCAAUCUCGGAUAUUUUCAAUUAAAAGCAAACCCAGGUGCUUGGAUACUGAAAUUACGCCAAGGAAGAUCUGAAGAUAUUUAUCAAAUAGUUGGGCAUGAAGGAACUGACUCUCCACCAGACCUAGGAGAUGUUGUCGUUGUUAUAAACAGCUUCAAAAGCAAAAUACUGGAAGUACAAGUACGGAAAAAGCCAGAUAAAAUCAAGGAAGAUAUCCUUUCUGAUAAAGGUGAAAAGAAAAGAGGAAUGUGGGAUUCCAUUAAAAGUUUCACAAGGAGGCUCCAUAAACAAGAAGAUAAGGAAAAAGAUGUUCUAAACAUUUUUUCAGUUGCUUCUGGCCAUUUAUAUGAACGCUUUUUAAGAAUUAUGAUGCUUUCUGUUUUACGGAACACAAAAACACCAGUGAAGUUCUGGUUUCUUAAAAAUUAUCUCUCACCAACAUUUAAAGAAGUGAUCCCGCACAUGGCUAAGGAGUAUGGAUUCCAGUAUGAACUGGUCCAGUAUAGGUGGCCCCGGUGGCUUCAUCAACAGACAGAAAAACAGCGGAUUAUUUGGGGUUAUAAGAUUCUUUUCCUUGAUGUCCUUUUUCCUCUUGCAGUGGACAAAAUCAUUUUUGUUGAUGCUGACCAGAUUGUGAGACAUGACCUGAAAGAACUUCGAGAUUUUGACUUGGAUGGAGCUCCUUACGGGUAUACUCCCUUCUGUGAUAGCCGCACAGAAAUGGAUGGAUAUCGCUUCUGGAAAACAGGAUACUGGGCAUCACAUCUUCUAAAAAGGAAAUACCAUAUCAGCGCCUUAUACGUGGUGGAUCUCAAGAAGUUCAGGAGAAUUGCAGCAGGUGACAGGCUCCGGGGCCAGUACCAAACACUCAGUCAAGAUCCAAACAGUCUUUCAAACCUAGAUCAGGAUCUUCCCAAUAAUAUGAUUUACCAAGUUGCCAUCAAGUCUCUUCCCCAAGAAUGGUUGUGGUGUGAAACCUGGUGUGAUGAUGAAUCCAAGCAAAGAGCCAAAACAAUUGAUCUGUGCAAUAACCCCAAAACAAAAGAACCUAAACUAAAAGCUGCUGCCAGGAUUGUCCCAGAAUGGGUGGAGUAUGACACUGAGAUACGGCAACUGUUAGAUCACCUUGAAAACAAGAAGAAAAGUGCAGUUUUGACACAUGAUGAACUCUAGCACUGGCUUGUGUAAGAUGAGAAAGUGUGACAAGAAAUCUGCCACCUGCUGGGGAAAUGUGGAACUACUUCCAAGACUUGUCAAAGUUUCAUUAAGGAUCAGUGACAUCUCCGAUUUAAAUUAUAUUAAUUAUUUAAAAGUAACAUGUAUUUAAUGUAUUGAAUAAAUUUAAGUUAUAUAUUGUAA
Cervus elaphus (red deer) is the source of this 4879-nucleotide messenger RNA. It is a transcript of the gene UGGT2, whose product is annotated as UDP-glucose glycoprotein glucosyltransferase 2. The transcript is spliced from 39 exons. NCBI's taxonomy places the organism in Eukaryota, Metazoa, Chordata, Mammalia, Artiodactyla, Cervidae. Bases 158 to 4693 code for a protein of 1511 amino acids. Gene Ontology annotation, cellular component: endoplasmic reticulum. The record is from RefSeq and is a predicted model, not a curated record. Gene Ontology annotation, molecular function: UDP-glucose:glycoprotein glucosyltransferase activity.